UUAUUCAGCUCAAAUGUUUGUUGGGUUACAUCGAGGUAUGAUUGUAUCGACAAUUUCAAUGAUGGAAACGAAAACUGUGAUUGUCUAGCUGUCUUACGAAUAUAAGAAAUACCGUUAAUCACAAUGAAAUCUGUGAACAAUCACCAAUUGAAACAAAUCGACCUAUAUUGCAGCCAUUCAGGAGCCAUCUCGGGUGCUGCAAAAAAAAACACCUGAAAAACAGAUGGAAACUGCUUAAAAUAGGUUCGGGGUAAUUGGAAUAGUAUCCCUCGAUUGGUAAGUUUAAUUGAUUAUCGUUAAAGUUUGCUAACUUAGUUUUACAAUCUGAAAACAAGUUCUGACAGAGAAAACGAUUAAGAACAGAUUGAUAUACUACUGUUUGAAUUUCACCCAACACAUUUCGAGUAUUUCGUCUGAAUACACAGGCGGUUCCUAAAGCUGCUUAGAAUAUGUUCCUUACCCUAGCUUGAGCUUGAACGACCGCACAAUUCGUAGUUGCUACUCGGUGAUAGAUCUAAGCUUAUGAAGUUGCACAAAGAACCACCGUAAGAAAGCUACAAUUUACAAUUUUCAACGUACAACAACUCAGUAGAUUCCGCUUUGCGUAGAUCAAUAACGGUGCCGGCUUCGUCCUUUCGGUCGGUUAAGAAAAAAAAAAAGAAUGAAGUGUUACUAUCGCUAUUGUCAGAGAACGAGUUUUCCUAUGCAUUUCUGACGACUAUAACGGAAAAAGGACGGUUACUUUGUCGCACGCCUUUUUACAGACUCUACUGCUCUUCUUAACCGGGCCUCGUAGGUUAUACUGCCUAGAUCGGCAAUUGUAACUUGUAAUGACUUUCUGGAGUUCAGCGCAAGGAAAGGGACCUGAGAAUGGGUGGAAGUCCUUUUGACUUCUUUCUGAGAUUCCACUCAUGACCAUUCACUAUUUUUUACCCUAUUAAAUACGAUUAUUUGCUCACGGCAAUUUCACAUUUUCAUUUGAAAUUGAAGACAUUUUGGAUGCAUUCUUUUUGAAAAGACGGAAAUAGGUAAUUAUCACCAAGUAGUAAUCUGCCCUAUUCACUUCUCAAUGGUAACUCUAAUGAUUUCAGCGGAUUAUUAUGUUGACAAACUAAUGCCGAUUAAACUUUUAUCGUCUCUUCUAUAUACUACAACAAUUCGAGACUCACCCACUACCGACAGCGUGAGUGGGAAAAAAGUAUACCGCAAAGCACUUGCAAAUCUGCAAGCACUUAGAAGUUAGAGCAAUAGGAGUCACUCACAUUCGCAAGAGAAUUGAUUAUUUUUAGCCUCUGCUUUCCAAAGUCGGUUCCCGAUUGUGUACAAGUACAGCACGCAUCUCAGUUGGUUGUGAGCCACUGGUUAGCUCGUGUGUCCGUAUCGUGUCUCGUUACUAAUAAUUUUCUUUUGCGUGGUGUGCCCUUUUAUGUGCAUCGGUUGUUGAUUAAAGUCGGAAUUAUGCCUAGCGUGGGCGUAUUUCCAACGGCGCGAUUCCUUUUGGCCGUCUCAUUGUUAAGUCUGGGGGGAAAUGGUUUUGCAGCUGGAGUUACCUUAUUUCCUUCGAAUGCGUUAGCGAUUAGGCAGGGCGCGGGAUUUUUAGUCUAUCUCGUACCAGAUCAAUUAGGAGAUCCGGUCCACUGGACACACUGCUCGGUGCAGGUUGGAGGGAACGAUUACAGCCUGGACGAUAGCCAAGUGCACGUGGUUGGCGUGGAAACUAGGGUGCAGCGUUUUAGUGCGGAUAUUUGUGGCAUUCGUGUGGAGAACAUACAAAAAGAUUUGGAACAAACUUGGACGAUAUCGGCAUCAGGAGCUAAUGAUUCGAAUAAAGUUCAACAGCAACUGGUGCUAACUGUAAUAGUUCCAAAGAAGGUUAGCACUCUGAACGUCACCAUUAGCGAUACGGCAAAGUCUUUUACCGUGAGCUGUCCCGAAGAUAGUUCCCGGCGAUACUGUCGCAUUCGGGACCAGGCGGGUAAAAUUUACGACGACUGCUCGCGAUCGUUUGAGGUCACCUGGGAAACGGCACGGUUUUGGUGCCGCAUUCUAUACUGGGGCGAUAUGGAUGAAAGCGAGACCGUAAUCAAUGUGAACGUCGAGAAGAGUAUGCGAGAUGUAACGAUGUCGCUGGCAGAGGAUAACUCACAUGUUGUUCUGACUUGUCAAUAUCUGAGCCGUGUGAGUCCCUGUCGGGCGGUUUCCGUUGCUAGCGAACGGCAAAUGAUGCUGCUGGAUGGCCAUCUGGUUGAUCGUUACUCGGCUUACGAUACGAGAAUCGAAACUGGCAAAUGCAGCCUGGAAAUACGCAAACCUCUCGCCCCGGAAGAUUACGGCGUGUGGCGCAUUUUUCUAGUACUUUCCAACAGCGAUUACAGUGGAUGUGUGUUCAAUAUACCUCAUAGUGGAAGAGACGAGUCAUCCUCGUCGCUGGAGGAAAUCCCAGCAGAACAAGACACCGAACUGAUUGAGGUGUUUCACGAUCAGCGAACUCCAACGACAACACAUACUGAACUGAGCUGUGAGGUACCUUAUCCAAUUGACUAUUGCUACCUGUCAGGACCAGAAGGUGGCGGCUACGAGCCGGACAGAUUUAACCGUCUCAAAUCGCUGGGAAUUUGCAGUUUUGUUGUGCAGAAUAUUACGACUGGUAAGUGGGCUUGCGGUGUUAAUGAUGACAGUGGAGGCGAGGACCGGAUGAGUUAUUUCAACGUGAAGGUAUACGAACAACCGGGAUGGGCCAUUACACCACACAUAACGGCCAGUGCUGGUGAUGAAAACAAGCAGAUGCUUUGUAAAACAAUUUUAAACUUACCGAUCGAAUUGUGUCGCUUCAUUAGUCCAACGGGAGAAGUGCACGGCCUAUCGGACAAUUUAAUACCAAAUGACGAAUCCAGAUUCCGUUACUAUGGUGAAGGGUUGAGAGCCGGUCAAUGUGGGCUGGAAAUUGUAAAGCUUGAACGGGAAGAUUUUGGUCGCUGGAAAUGUUCGAUUCGAGUUCAAGGAGCAGAGUAUGCAAUCGAUGUGGACCUGGCCGAAGAAGUUGUGAGCAAAACUACCGUGGUGGCCAUCUCGGUUAGUGUGACGGUUGUUGCGGUCCUCAUUGCGGCGUUCUUCGCUUUCAAGAAGUUCUACAGACGACGAAUUCCUUAUCGUGCUGCGCUGCACGUAAGUGGGUUGUAGCGAGCCGUAGAUGUUUGGUGUGUUAAUGUUGCCUAAAUCUGUUUCUCUCGUCGGGUCAGACCAAUGAUGUAUUUUUCGUACGCGCGGUAGGUGCUUUUUUUUCAAGAGCACAAUUUGACCAAAAUUUGUAUAAAUUUAACUUUUCUUAAAUUUAACUCAAAAACAAUUUUGAGUAACUUUAAGAAAGUUAACAAAAUUGUUGUUUGAAAGAGGUUUUAGAAAAAACAUUUCAAUUACAUUUCGAAAAGGGCACUUAAUUGUGGAAGGGGAGGAACGGAAGAUGGUAGGCUUGUUCUAACAUUUGGAUUUGAUUUAACCGCAUUGUUUUACGCUAAUUUUCUGGGAAGAUUCAAAAUUAACUGUAUCUUAUUCUAAAAUAUUUCACAGCAUCCGUAUGUGUGUCAUUUUAAAAUGGGAUGUAAGGUCAAGGCAUAAUUUAAAAAAAAAACUACUGUUUAAUUUGGAGUUUAUAUUCAUGUCGUAAUUUGUAAAGCCUGAAUAAAUUAAAAAACGAAAA
Messenger RNA from Wyeomyia smithii (pitcher-plant mosquito), 3697 nucleotides. RefSeq lists its product as uncharacterized. NCBI's taxonomy places the organism in Eukaryota, Metazoa, Arthropoda, Insecta, Diptera, Culicidae. The transcript is spliced from 5 exons. The record is from RefSeq and is a predicted model, not a curated record. The coding region runs from base 1459 to 3180 and encodes 573 amino acids.